CGGGAGACGGCGAGAAACCGGAAGCGAGCGGGGCGGGGCGGCGAGGAGCUGCGCUGGCGCGGGCUCCCCCGCUCCCAGCCUCUCCUCGCAGGCCGGUCGGGUGGCGGCGGUGCCAGUGCCGUCAUGGGUUGCUGCUUCUCCCGCCGCGGCAAGCCUGCCCAGGACCGGCAGCAGCAGCAGAAGCAGCAGCAGCAGCAAGAGGCGCCGGGGGGAGCCGGCCAAGAUGAGGCGGCUGGAGAGGAAAAGGCGCCGCAGUACAGCUGGGACCAGCGAGCCAAGAUUGACCCCAAAGAUUACACAUUUUCUGGACUUAAAGAUGAAACUGUGGGCCGGCUGCCUGGAAAAGUAGCAGGGCAACAAUUCAUCAUUCAGGAUUGUGAGAACUGUAAGAUCUACAUAUUUGACAAUUCUGCUACAAUCACUAUUGAUGACUGUGUAAACUGCCAAAUCUUUUUAGGACCAAUAAAGGGCAGUGUGUUUUUCCGUGACUGCAAAGAUUGUAAAUGUAUAGUGGCCUGUCAACAGUUUCGCGCUCGGGACUGCAAAAAGCUGGAGGUAUUUUUGUGCUGUGCCACCCAGCCCAUUAUCGAGUCCUCCACUGGUAUGAAAUUUGGAUGUUUCCAGUACUAUUAUCCUGAGCUUGCUUUACAAUUUAAAGAUGCUGGACUGAGUAUCUUCAAUAACACAUGGAGCAACAUCCAUGACUUUACCCCUGUGUCAGGAGAAAAUAACUGGGGCCUUUUGCCUGAGAAUGCUGUAGUCCAAGAUUAUGUUCCUCUGCCCAGCUCUGAGGAGCUGAAAGCUGUCAGAAUUUCUACCGAUGUUACAAGGAGCAUAAUACCAGUAACUCGAGGGCAGAGACAGAAAAACAGUGAUGAAUCGUGUUUGGCUGUGUUUUUCGCUGGUGACUACACAACCGCAAAUGCCAGGAAGUUAAUUGAUGAGAUGAUUGGUAAAGGCUUUCAGCUGGUACAGACUAAAGAAGUUUCCAUGAAGGCAGAGGAUGCUCAGAGAGUUUUCCAGCAGUGUGCAUCGGAAUUCAUUUCACUCCUUGAAAAAGGUCCAGUGAUUGCUUUGGAGUUUAAUGGAGAUGGUGCUGUGGAAGGAUGUCAAAGCAUUGUAAAUGAUGUUUUCAGUGGGACCAAGGUUUUUGUGUCAGAAAGCAAGGCAUCAGCAUCUCAAGAUGUAGACAAUUUCUACAACUUUGCUGACAUGCAGAUGGGAAUGUGAAGUUUAACAUGAAGGUGUUCACGUACGGUUUGUCUCAGCACUUGGAUGUCACUUGGCUUGAAUGUUGCAGUAGUAUCUGAGAAGUUUUGUCAUUUGGUUUUGUAUUACUUAUAUAUCCUUUUAUAAAGCUAUUGGUGGUUGUCAUACCACAUUACCUGAACUGGAGUAAAUGGCAUAGCUUCCAAUGUGUGUUGUGUUUGAAACUUACAUUUCAACUCCAGAGACAAUGGAGGUUUUCUACUAACUUUUUACAGUGAUUUCUAAAUUUCUGUUGACGCUUAAAUAUUCCUUAUCAACAUCUAAUGGUAAUACACACUUGAGAAGUGCAGUGCUCGUACAAAUUUGAUGCAGUAGUAAUUGUUCCCUUUAAUGCAGACAUGUUGUUUAGAAAGUGCAUUUAUGUGAAACUCGCUGCUUAAAACUCCCACAUGCAAAUUUGUCUUCACUGGGGGCCAGGGAGGAAGCUGUAGUCGUUGACUUUUUCUGAAUGCUAUUUUGAAAUGAAUUCUCCUUGUAGCAUGCUUUCAGAAGCAGUGCAUGACUUAUAAAAUGUACAUCUGUAUUAUUCUGCUUCAGCAUCUUUCUUGAGUAGUUUGCAGCAGUAUUUAUGCCGAGAACUAUCAUAACAGUGUUGUGGUAAGUGAGCACUUGGCAGGCUCUUCUGCUUUGAGAUGAAUUCUGAGCAUGAGUGCUCCACUGAAGAUGCUCUAAGGUCCACUCAGGGUCUCUGGUGACACGACUGCCUCCGGUAUUCCCAAGCCAUGUAUGGAAUAUACAUGAGGUUCCUUGGGACUUGGAGCAUGAAGUUUCUGGUACUGUUGUUUGCUAGAAGGGCCAUAUAGCAACCAGGAGUCAGAGAAGGGCUCUGAUGGCAUUAAAAUAACUCUUUCUUGCUAGACCCCCAGGGGAACAGUGUUACACUCAGUAGUAGUACUGAAAAUUUGGCUGCAAAGUACUACAUACAGCUGUAGGGUUUAUUUUGUGUUGAUUCUUAAAACAGACCUGAGAAGUGCUACUAGCAUUUUGGGAGAUACAUUUGUUCUGUAAGGGUGUUUAUUGCUAUAUAGUACAUAUUAGAAUGCAAACCUAUAUGAAUAUUAAAUACAUGAUUGAUUUAUUUUUGUACAUUACAUCCUUACUGAUUUUUCUAUAUGUACUUAAAGUUUAUGUCAAAGUUUACAAGCCCUCUGUAAUACUUGAACAGUUUGCAUGUGCAGACACACAAAACCAAAUUUCUUAAUUAAACCAGUAGCUUGCCAGUU
Pezoporus flaviventris is the source of this 2492-nucleotide messenger RNA. It is a transcript of the gene RP2, whose product is annotated as RP2 activator of ARL3 GTPase. The record is from RefSeq and is a predicted model, not a curated record. The transcript is spliced from 5 exons. Gene Ontology annotation, biological process: post-Golgi vesicle-mediated transport. Lineage: Eukaryota; Metazoa; Chordata; Aves; Psittaciformes; Psittacidae. Bases 124 to 1230 code for a protein of 368 amino acids. Gene Ontology annotation, molecular function: GTPase activator activity. Gene Ontology annotation, cellular component: periciliary membrane compartment; cilium.